This is a messenger RNA of Micropterus salmoides (largemouth bass), 2216 nucleotides long. RefSeq names its product calcium/calmodulin-dependent protein kinase type 1D-like. Lineage: Eukaryota; Metazoa; Chordata; Actinopteri; Centrarchiformes; Centrarchidae. The transcript has 12 exons. The record is from RefSeq and is a predicted model, not a curated record. Gene Ontology annotation, molecular function: ATP binding; calmodulin binding; calcium/calmodulin-dependent protein kinase activity. Gene Ontology annotation, biological process: peptidyl-serine phosphorylation. The coding region runs from base 26 to 1339 and encodes 437 amino acids. Gene Ontology annotation, cellular component: intracellular anatomical structure.
GUCUACGGUUAACGUCAGAGCCAAGAUGGGGCGGAAGGAAAUCAUCUGCAGCUGGAAAAAAAGUACCAAUAACAUCAAGGAUGUGUUUGCCUUCGAGGGGAAAAUGGGAUCGGGGUCUUUUUCAGAGGUUUUUAUGGUGAGAGAGAAGAAAACAGGAAAACUGUAUGCCCUGAAAUGUCUGAAGAAAAAACACCUAGCUCAUAGCAACCUGGAAAAUGAAAUCAAUGUACUGAGAAGGAUAAAGCACGAGAACGUGGUGGGACUGGAGGAUUUCUAUGAGAGUCGAACACACUAUUACCUUGUCAUGCAACUGGUGUCAGGUGGGGAGCUGUUUGAUCGCAUCUUAGACAAGGGGGUUUACACUGAGAGGGAUGCCAGCACAGUCAUCAAACAGGUGCUGCAGGCCGUCAGCUAUCUGCAUGAAAACAGCAUUGUACACAGGGACCUUAAGCCUGAGAACCUGCUAUACUAUAACACAGAUGAGAAUGCUAAGAUCAUGGUCAGUGACUUUGGUCUGUCUAAGACGUUGGAGCAUGGUGUGAUGUCCACAGCCUGUGGAACACCAGGAUAUGUUGCCCCUGAGGUUUUGGCUCAGAAACCCUACAGCAAAGCAGUGGACUGCUGGUCCAUUGGAGUUAUCACUUACAUCCUGCUCUGUGGCUACCCUCCCUUCUUUGAAGAGAACGAUACUCGUCUGUUUUCAAAGAUCAUGAGAGCUGAUUAUGCCUUUCAUUCACCCUUCUGGGAUAACAUCUCUGAGUCAGCCAAAGACUUCAUCAGGAAUAUGAUGGAGAAAAAUCCCUCAAAACGCUUCCUCACCGAACAGGCACUCCAACACCCCUGGAUAGCAGAAAACACAGCGAAAGACCUCGACAUUUAUGAGUCUGUCUGUGAACAGAUGGAGAAAAACUUUGCCAAAUCCAAAUGGAAGCAAGCCUUCAACGCAGCCUCAGUAGUUCACCACAUGACGAAACUGCAGUUGUCCCAGAGUGAGCCGUCCCACUCCUCCCUCUCCAUGCCCCACAUCAUAGUACAUUCCUCCUCCCAGAAUGAUCUGGAGAUGCUGGGACCCUGCCACAAUGAGGCUGAUGACCUCGACCCAAACGGAAAUCCCGUUCAUGCUGCUAAUCAUCUACCCUGCAGUAAUCCUGAGUCGGACAAAAGUCUCUGUCCACCACUGAGAGCCAGUCACAGUGGGCCUGGCAAAGCCCUCACUGUUGGAGAAAUCAAUAACUUUCAUUCAGAAAUCGACGCUCCGUUCAGGCCAUCCAAGAGCAUGGAAGCUGUGGCUCAGAGGAAGGACCAGCCGCUUCAGUCCGGAGUGUGUUCUGUCAUGUGAUUGGCUGCUAGCCUGAGAUAAAUCUCACGCAGUUUGUCUUUUGAGUUGACGGCAGUUGAGUUGAGCGUCAUCCGUCUCAGAAUGAAGGCGUUGAUACUUCUGUUGCUCAGCUUUUUCAUGUCACUGUUGCGGAGAACAUGCUCCAUCGACCGGGACUGCAUCUAUACUGUAAAAGACACUCUAUCACGGAAUAACUUUACGCAGUGAACACCACAUUAAAGCAGACACAAGCAGGAAUUCAAAGUCAGUUUCACUCUACAACCUGUGACAAAUAAAUCAACCUUGUACCUUGUAUUCAUCAUUUAUAAAAUUAUACAUGCUGUUGACAUUUAUUUUCUCAAAACUGUUAUUAUCAUUGUAUAUUACUCUACAUAUUACUCAAUACCAUUAAAAUGAAUUGGUUUUGAAUAGAUUUAGCUGACCUAUGCAGUGUAAAAGCUCAUUUCUGAUUUGUUUUGAAGUUUUUACAAAGCUGAAAAGCUUUUUCAGACUUCAGAGUCUUGUCACUUGUAUGCUCUGAAUAUCUUUAUUAAGAUACUUAACUUAUCUUCAGUGUUCACACUAUAACAUUUUUGAUGUAUGCUGGAUUACAUGGAUGGAUUACAAGUCCAACUUCCACUGUACCCAAAGAGAUGAAUGGAAAAUGUUCUUUAUAUUUAUGAGAUUAAACUUUAUUUUCAGGUAGAGUCUUUGAAACACAGUCAUUAAGUGCAAAUACUGCUGUCUUGUUAAACAAGUGAAUUUAUCAAGUGCCACAAGGUGAUGUAAAUAUGCUGUCAACACUAAUGAUGUCAUGGAUGAUUCUGAAUUCACAAAUGUAGAGACAUAAGUGUUUUUUGUAUUCUCAAUAAACAUGCUUUUUCCUGUGUCGAAUGAA